AUGCGGACAGCAGUCACUCAGCAAACCCAGACGGAGAGCGUGCGAUGCCUGUUCGAAUGCAAAACUGCGAUGCAUACCAGAUUUGCCACAAUGCGAGCGGUGUCGUUCACGGUCGAUCACAUGCCGUACCGUUCCUGCACCGAAACCGAGCUCGUAGCGACUGCACAAUCCGUUCUGCUCCUGCUGACGGCUCUACUGUUCGGCUUUGGCGAAGACGCCACGUUACCGCAUAGCGACACCGCUAAGCUUCUCAUCGAGGUCUGGGGCGUGAAGCAAGCAUUAGCAGCAACUGGGCUCUUCGCCGAAGCCGAAACCCACAGUGCAGCAAUCUCGUGGCACAACUGGGCUUGUGUCCAGGCCAAGCGCAGGACACUCCUCAGCCUCAACCAUCUGGAAUGGGCUUGGUCCGUCCAAGCCGGCUAUCCAGUGUUGACCUGCUUCGAGCUCGGUCCCUUGUACGCUCCUGCGGCUGGCUAUCUAUGGCGAGCGACCAAACAGAGUACCUGGGAAGCGUCAUAUAUCGACUGGCUGCGAAAGUGGAGCGGCGAGGGCUACCGUAUGGCCGAGUUCUUCCAUCUCGACCCUGCAAAGCCGUUGGACAGGAGGUCCGAGAUGUGGCUUGCGGAGGCCGAUGAGUUCGGCAUGGUUUUGAUGGCUGAGGCAAAUGCUGUCGUGCCAGCUGGCUAG
Messenger RNA from Saxophila tyrrhenica, 687 nucleotides. RefSeq lists its product as uncharacterized. Lineage: Eukaryota; Fungi; Ascomycota; Dothideomycetes; Mycosphaerellales; Extremaceae. The record is from RefSeq and is a predicted model, not a curated record. The transcript is spliced from 3 exons. Bases 1 to 687 code for a protein of 228 amino acids.